This is a messenger RNA of Passer montanus (Eurasian tree sparrow), 4860 nucleotides long. Its product is annotated as zinc finger CCCH-type antiviral protein 1-like. Bases 1084 to 3375 code for a protein of 763 amino acids. Gene Ontology annotation, molecular function: metal ion binding; NAD+ poly-ADP-ribosyltransferase activity. Lineage: Eukaryota; Metazoa; Chordata; Aves; Passeriformes; Passeridae. The transcript has 16 exons. The record is from RefSeq and is a predicted model, not a curated record.
AAGAUACUUUUUUUAAAAAAAAGAAAGGACUCACAGUGAGAUAGCAACCAGAAGACACCUAAAUCUUUCAGAGAAGGAGAAUUUAUUGCUCUUUUAUCAAGAGAAACUAACUUCUUCCCGCCAUGAAAGCACCGUUAGAAUUCACAGGAAGAAGUUGACAGUGACCAGACAAAAUCCUGUGUUUGAAUAGAAUUUGUGCAUCAUUAUGAGGUGUAUGAAUAUGCAACAGGCUAUUGUUUUUAAGGGUUAAUGCUCUGUUAACGGGUGUCCUUUUUCGGGCUUAUUUUGCCCAGAAAAAGGUACCUGGACUGUCCAUAAGUCUAUGUUUUUAUUGUCUCAUAUUGUCCUAAUCUCAAUUGUUCAAAUUUUCUAUUACUAUUGUUAUAACCAUUUUAUUACUAUUACACUUUUAAAAAUUUUAAAAACAAGAGAUUGGCGUUUUUCACACUACCCCAUCCAAAACCAGCACAGCUCCACAGCCCUGCCAGGACACUGCUGCAACCAGUGCUAGCCAGCAGCUCGCUGCCAUUCGGGAAGAAAGAACAGCAAUGGCACUGCUACAUAAAUACUGGAGUCAUUGGUGUAUGUUAUGUGUUUUAUCCUGCAUUAUAGGCUUAAUGCUCUGCACUAGAUUCGUAUUAGCGUUGAGAGAGAGCAGAAGUUAGCAAGAUGAGCGAGGAAAUGUGGCUGCCUUAUCUUGGAAGAGUGUUCCACGUUGGAUGGGGUGUGGAGCAACCUGCUCUAGUGGAAGGAGACUGCGCAACGUCGGGGCUGGAACGAGCCGAUCCUCAAGACCUUCCCAAUCCAAACCACUCCGUGAUAACAACGAGGAAACCUCACGGUCCCUUCAAUCACGUUGUGCACUAUUUAUUUCCCGUGUGACGUCCAGCCGAGAGCGCCUCCGCGCCGGGCAGAUCCCUGCCCCCAGCGCCAGCCGUGCCUUCGGUUUCGAUUCCCGGCGAGCGCGGCCCGGACGCGGCCGAGUCCCCGCCCAGCCCCGCUCCGGCUCCCGCUGCCGCUCCCGCUCCCGCUGCCGCUCCCGCCACAGUCCGCGGGCGGUGCCGUCCCGGCCGGAGCAGCGGCAUGUGCGAUCCCGCCGUGUCCCUCUUCCUCACCCAGACGCUGUGCGCCCAUGGCGGGCGGCUGCCGCUGCGGGAGCUGCAGGAGACCGUGGGGCUGUCGGCGCCGCAGCUGCAGGACACGCUGCGGGCGGCGGGCCCCGGGCGGUUCCUGGUGGCGGGGGGCGGCCGGGCGGUGCUGGCCGUGACGGACGUGCGGGUCUGCGUCCGCAAGGAGUGCGACGGCUGCGAGCGGCUGCACCUCUGCAAGCUGCACCUCAUGGGCAGGUGCAACCUGGGGCCCAGCUCUUGUAAGUACUCGCAUGACAUAAUGAAUGAGGAGAACAGGAAAGUUCUAAAAAAACACGGUUUGUCUGGCCUCAGUGAGAAUGAGCUGCAAGUCCUGCUUCUCCAAAACGACCCAUUCUUCCUCCCUGAUGCCUGCCAGUUUUACAACAAGAAAGGUAGUCACUGUAUGCAGCAACACAACUGCAACAAGCUUCAUGUUUGUCAACACUUUCUCAAGGGGAGAUGUAAAUUUCUUCGAUGCAUAAUGUCCCAUAACCUCUUGGAUAACCAUGCAUUGAGAGUGUUGGACAAUGGAGGCAUUGAUGGAAAGACAGCUUCAAACUUCCAGGAGAUAUGUGAUUACAAGCAUAUAGAAUUCAACAGGGAACAGAAGAAGGUGUAUGUACACAACUACAGAAAUGAAUAUUGGAAAAAGCCAGCAGUUAUGAGGAUUAAAGAAGUGAAGACAACUUUGGAAACAGUGCAGAGCACACUGGAUGUGCCACCUUCAGGAGGUGCCAGUAGCACUGUGCCUGCCCAGAGCCAAGACCAGUUGCCAAAGGGAGCAGGAGAUAAAGAUAAAGGUGCCAGUAGCACUGUGCCUGCCCAGAGCCAAGACCAGUUGCCAAAGGGAGCAGGAGAUAAAGAUAAAGGUGCCAGUAGCACUGUGCCUGCCCAGAGCCAAGACCAGUUGCCAAAGGGAGCAGGAGAUAAAGAUAAAGGUAAAAAGGACAGUUCCUCUGAUGAAGCUUCAAAGGACAACAACAAAGUUAACUGUGAUGAGAUCUGUUUGUUCUAUGUCUGGAAAUACUGCAAAAACAAGGAUAAAUGCAAAUCUGUUCAUUACCAUUUGCCAUAUAAAUGGGAGAUACACGAUGGAUUGAACUGGAAUACACUUUCCAUGAUGGAGGAAAUUGAAAAGGCCUAUUGUGACCCAAAGAACAGCAGUUUCCCAAGUAAGAACAUUAAUUUCCAGACAAUGACCUGCUCUUCUUCUUUGGUUCGACGCCUCUCUACACCAUCAUCAGUCACAAAACCCACAUUCCUGCUGACCACACAGUGGAUUUGGUACUGGAAGAAUAACCAAAACGAGUGGAUUGAAUAUGGAGAGCAGGAAGAAGGGAACAGCACGACCUCACCAUCUUCUGCUGUUAUUGAAAAUUUGUAUCAAGCAGAUCCAUGUGCCAUUGUACCUUUCCAAGCUGGCCAACAUCAGUAUGAACUCAAUUUUAAAGAAAUGAUUCAGACAAACAUCAGUUUUAAAACUCGAAGACAGGUUUGCAGGCGACCAAAAUUUGUGUCUUCUGAAGAUGUGCAGAAGAUGAAGACAGGCAGCCAAAGGGAUUCUUCUAUUCCAAAUCAGACCUGUCCUAGUCACUGGGAUGCAUCUGCACUGCCUGACUUUGGAUACAAGGCAGUGGUGAUCAGCAACACAACCUCUGAAUACAAUGAAAUAAAGCAGCUGUUUCAUCAGACUAUGAAAAAUUACAGCAUCCUUAAAAUACAGAGGAUUCAGAAUCCAUCCCUCUGGAAGGUGUUUCAGUGGCAAAAAGAGAAGAUGAAAAGGGAAAAUGGAGGAAAGGAAGUUCAGGAAAAACGCCUGUUCCAUGGAACUGACGUCACCUCCAUGGAAACGAUCUGCAGUCAGAACUUUGACUGGAGAAUUUGUGGAAGCAAUGGAACUAACUAUGGGAAGGGAAGCUACUUUUCUAGAGAUGCUCGCUAUUCCCAUGCCUACUGCCAGGCUGUGCUGCAGGAACGCUUCAUGUUCGUGGCUCGUGUUCUGGUUGGAGACUACGUUAAAGGCAACGCCGCCUACGUGCGGCCCCCCAUGAAGUGUGCUGACAAGCUGUGGUUAUAUGACAGCUGUGUGGAUGACGAGUUAAAUCCUUCUGUUUUUGUUGUCUUUGAGAAACACCAGAUUUACCCAGAGUACAUAAUAGAGUAUAAAGAGGAGAGAAUAAGAGAGCAGACAGAGACAGGAAUAAGAGUGCCUAGAGAGGAGGGAAAAAAAUGUGUUAUAUCUUAGAGGAACUAAGGAACUUAUAUCUUAGGAAAUCUUGUGUCCCUCAUCUUGUUUUCCAGAUUGCAGGUGUUCUACUAUUUGGUGACUUCUUUCUUUUUAACACAGUUCUUCGGAAUGUUAAUCCAAUUUUUGCAUUGAGGAGGGCUGGCAAAGCAGAUGUUACAUUUGUUGUUACUGCCUUAUCUUCUUCUCUUCCUCUCUUAAAUGAAGCGCAGACAUUUUGAUAACCAUAGCAGAAAAAUGAGAGUUGUGGGAUGGGAAAUUGAAUGUUAGGACUGCUGUGGGAAAAUAAUUGCAAAUGCAUCGUCUAAAAAAAAUAGAGAGGACUUCUCUUUGCAAACAAUUAAAAACAAUUAAAAGAAAAAUUAACAGUACAUUAGUUUUAAAGGAAGCUUUCACGUUUUUAGUAGCCAGAGAUUCUUUUCGGUGCAGAAUUCAUCUGCUCUUGAUUCUCUCAUCUAUCAUUAUUAUAAACAACUCAGUGUAGGUAAUAAUGACUUGAGUUUGUUUUCAAAGCACUGCUUUUAAUGCUGGUACAUGUUUUGAGUUAAAAUGAUAAACAAAAAAAGAAAAAGCAUAUUUUAAAUCCAUGUUGUCAGUUCUCGAGAAUUUUCAUCUGUACCAUGGCAGAUGGAUCAGAAAGCUGUUGGAUCAUAUUCUUUGUGGAAAUGAGCAGCAACUUGCUGUAACCUAUACAAAAGCAGAGCUCAACUGAAACUGUGAAAGCCACCACAUGUGAGUAAGCAGAUACCAAAAUUUGGUGGUUUGGCUGUACCUAAUGGCCAUAAGGACACAAAGGCUGUGUCCCAACGAGCCAGGCUUUCCAGUGGAUAUGGCCACGUAGCACAACAGGACAGGAGAAGCUUCUUAAGGAUCAUAGAGAUGUUCUGUCCUGUUUGUGCAAUAAUUUUCGUUUUUCCAGAUUAGAAUGGGACCAGAAGAGACCAGUUAGGUUCUCUUGAGGCCAGUGGUGGAACUGCUGUCCUGAGGCACCAUCCGCAUGUUCUACUGCCCACUUGUGUGGGGCAGGGUGCUGACAAGUGGGGAUCUCUUCUUGUUUUGGGGGUGAUCCUGGGCAAGAAACCUCUGCAAUUUCUACUGGAUGUUAGCAGCGAGUCUGUAAGUGGAUCAAACCGAAAGUCCUCUGUACAAAAUGCCAUAUUCAGGCAGUUUAGCUGUUCAGAGGGAAACGAUGUGAGAACAGAGAAGCAGUAACUAUUACCUUCAGAUAAGCUUUACAGAAACACCAAUAGCCUCUAAGGUUUUUGCAUCUAUGAUAGAAAUCUGUCAACUGCUCAAAGAUAUCAAGUUCUUCCCAAGAGGAACGGAAAAAGUAAAUCCAGAAAAUCUUACGAAAAUCACUUGGAACUAAAUGAAAACAUGCGGAGAAGAUUUUAACACUUUUUAAGAUCUCUUUUUCUCUUGUUUGCCUGUAGAAUUCCUGAAUUACUGAGCUUGUUGCAUUUGCAAAUAAAACCUGUUUUUAGG